CAUCUGCUGGACAUGUUGAGAAUAAUCGAGAAAAGUCAUCUUUUUCCUAAAUAUUUUCAAACAAAAUUUGCAGCAUAAAGUUAAACAAAAAUGAGAUGAGCUGCUUUAUUUGUAAAGCAAAAAAGGCGUGAAUCCGACACAAAAAGCGACUAAUCAUUUUUUUCGUUGUAUUUUUCUUAAUUCAAAGGAUUUUAAAACAUUUUAGUGAGGUUUGAGUUGAAAAAAAUCACUUUUAUUGACAAUACAGUUGAUUCGUUUAACAUCUUGGAUUUUACGCGUUAAGGGUUGAGGCAGCUGAGCGCACAGGUGUCUGAGUCUUUUCUGAAACUGGUGCAGACCCCCUCCCUCUAAGUUUUUUAAUUAAGUUGAUCAUGACUGUAACUCAGCUGGGAUUCGCUGCCCGAAGAGACAGGUCACUGUAAUUCAUGUAGCCAGACCUGGAGGGGGUUUGCGCUCCGCAGCGCCAAACUCUUCUUAACCUGGAGAGCUCCACAGAACGCACACUCGCGCUUUUUCUUCUCAUCCAAGUUGCGGAUCCUGCGCGGAACACUUUGAAGGAUUUCUUCUGUAAACUUUAACAUCGUGCCAAAACCCCUCUGGAUAUAAUAUUUUUAUUGGGGGGAGGGGAAAUUUCGGGUCUUUGCCGAAAUGUGGUGGAUGCUGUUCCCCCGGUGGAUCUGGUUCCUUGUUGGACAGUGUUACACUGUACUCCUGUGCAUGAGCAGCUGCCGCGUGAGAGCCUUACCCAUGAUGUCGGUGGCGAAGGUGGUGUACUCUCAUGCAGGGAUGUGCCCCAACGACCUGAACCCAAACCUGUGGGUGGAUGCCAUGAGCACGUGCAUGCGCGAGUGCGAGGCUGACCAGGACUGUGAGACGUUUGAGAAGUGCUGCCCUAAUGUGUGUGGUAACAAAAGCUGCGUGGCUGCUCGCUACAUAGACAUCAAGGGCAACAAGGGCCCCAUUGGAAUGCCAAAGGGUGCAACCUGUGACAAGUUCAUGUGCAGCCAGCAAGGCUCGGAGUGUGACAUCUGGGAUGGGCAACCUGUUUGUAAGUGCCGAGACCGCUGCGAGCGGGAGCCCCACUUCACCUGUGCCUCUGAUGGCAUGACUUAUUAUAACAAAUGCUACAUGGACGCAGAGGCCUGUUCCAAGGGUAUCUCAAUCUCUGAGGUCACCUGCAGGUAUCACUUGACUUGGCCACACACCAGUCCAAUGCCGAUGGAGACCACUUUACGACCCACGACUGCCCUCCAGACCACUCUACCAACUGACAUCCAGCUCCCUACCAUACACAACGGGCCCACCAGACAGACGGUUUUUGUAGGCGAGACGGCGAGCUUCCUGUGCGAGGUGUCUGGGAAGCCCCAACCGGAAAUCACCUGGGAAAAGCAGCUGAAGGGCAAAGAUAACAUCAUAAUGAAGCCCAAUCACGUCCAGGGGAAUGUUGUGGUCACCAACAUCGGGCAGUUGGUUAUAUACAAUGCCCAGAUUCAGGACGCUGGAAUCUACACCUGCACAGCCAAAAACGUCGGUGGCAGCAUGUCAUCACACUUUCCUCUGAUGGUGGUUAAAAGAGACUCAAAGGGCAAACAUGCAGAGGGGACAAACACCAGCCUGCCUUUCCCGGCUGCAGAGUGCCUGAAGAGUCCGGACAUCGACGACUGCGGAGAGGAGAGCAUCAGCUGGUACUAUGAACCCAAGAGGAACAACUGCUUCACUUUCACGUACAGCCAGUGCAACAAAAACCAAAACCAUUUCGACACAUAUGAAGCCUGCAUGCUGGCGUGUGGAGGAGAGCUGGCGGCGCCCUGUAGCCUCCCCAGCCUCCAGGGGCCCUGCAAGGCCUACGAGCCCCGCUGGGCGUACAGCAGCAUCCUCAAGAAGUGCCAAUCCUUCGUGUAUGGCGGCUGCGGCGGCAACGAGAACAACUUUGAGUCCAAGGAGGCCUGCGAACAGAUGUGCCCGUUCCCGAAGAACCACAACUGCAAGACGUGCAAACCUCGAGGCAAGAUGGUCGCCAGCUUCUGCAAGAGUGACUUCGUCAUCCUGGGGCGUGUUACGGAGCUAACGGAGGAACAGGAGUCUGGACACGCUCUGGUGACCGUGGAGGAGAUCCUAAAGGACGAGAAGAUGGGACUCAGGUUCUUUGGCAAGGAGCCGCUGGAGGUGACCCUCCUGAACAUGGACUGGAACUGCCCCUGCCCCAACGUCACGGUAACGGACGGGCAGCUGAUCAUCAUGGGGGACGUGCACAACGGCAUGGCCGUCCUCCAGCCUGACAGCUUCGUUGGUUCCUCCAGUACUCGCAGGAUCAGGAAGCUGCGGGAGGUGAUCCAGAAGAAAACCUGCGACUUCCUUAAAGAUUUCUCCUCAGUCCAGUAAACUCAUAAAAGUCCGACCCUGUGACCUCACACAUCUCAGAAAAACAUUUUCUCAAACCCUAUUUACCCCUAAAGGCCUCAUAUGUUCACAAAUAGAUAUUGAUAAUAACUUAGAUGUAUAUUUUAGUAGUGUUAGGUUGUUUACUAUCAUGUAUUUGUUGUCCUGAGCAGCUGCGCUCACAGUAAUGCCAUACGAAGCCUCAGAAUCAAAUAAGCUCCUUGGUUCUACUUUUUGUGGAAUCUUUUUUCAUUUAAAGGACUAAAUAUGUUAUGUUGACUGGUUCAUAUUUAUUUUUACUUGAUUUAUCAUUUUUAUUUUUAGGAUAAAGGUAGUUAAAUCGAAUUCAUACACUUUUUUAAUGCCUUUUUCUUUUUGCCUUAUAUAUAAAUUGAUAAAUAAAGACGAUCAGAAAUGUU
Molecule: messenger RNA, 2798 nt
Organism: Oryzias melastigma (Indian medaka)
Lineage: Eukaryota; Metazoa; Chordata; Actinopteri; Beloniformes; Adrianichthyidae
Gene: wfikkn2a
Product: info WAP, follistatin/kazal, immunoglobulin, kunitz and netrin domain containing 2a
Exons: 3
Coding region: 649-2382 (577 amino acids)
Cellular component (GO): extracellular region
Molecular function (GO): serine-type endopeptidase inhibitor activity; protein binding
Source: RefSeq, a predicted model, not a curated record